Molecule: messenger RNA, 1204 nt
Organism: Ixodes scapularis (black-legged tick)
Lineage: Eukaryota; Metazoa; Arthropoda; Arachnida; Ixodida; Ixodidae
Product: chromatin assembly factor 1 subunit A-A
Exons: 4
Coding region: 143-1201 (352 amino acids)
Source: RefSeq, a predicted model, not a curated record
GGGCGCGCUACUCUCGUGCGCAGCGUAGCGGAGCGUGACGUCUCCUGUCCGGUUCAGUCCCCCGCGGGGAGCAGCGGAGUGAGCGUCGUGCAGCUGACGGCGCUAUCGACGGACGCGGGCCCGAAGCGGGGAGGAAGUCAAGAUGGCGGCCGCUUCUGCGACUCCCGCGGCCCCGACGCCGUCGCGCAGGCGCUUCACCGUCGCCGAAGACAUCAUCCUUCUACAGGCAGUGGUGGCGAGGAACCCGCUGAGGAAUGCCGAUCAUUGGAACGAUGUGAUGGACUCGUUGUGCGCCGCGUCGCAGCGGGAUUUCAGCUUGCGCGGGACUCGAGAACGCUGCGAUCUUCUCCUGGGCUACUAUCACCAGAACGACGAUGCCAUCCUGCGCAAAUGCUCGACGGAGGAGCAGUACCGGAAGAAGGUGCAGCUCCUCAAGGCCGUUGCCGCCUUGGCCCAGGAGUGCGGCUACAGGCCCAAGGUCCUGCCCCGGAAGGCCCCUCCCGCGCGCCGGGGCUCCGUCCGGGGCUUCUUGCCGUCCGCCGCACCGCCGCCGAUCCCCGCCGGCGGCACGACCACCUCCGCCUCGGACCUGCGGGACGUCGCCACCGUGAAUGCGUCGGCGGCGGGAACGCUGGAAAGCAGCGUCGACUUGGAGUCUGCCAAGUCCACGCUCUUUGCCAGCAAGAGGUCUUACUCCCCGACGGCGAUCCUGUCACCGACCGGUCUCUUGAUGCAAGUGUACGUGGAGGAGACCGAGGAUGCGCCCGCCUCACCAGUCAGCGGCUCCGAGGGUCAGCCGAGCGGUGGCCGAGAAAAAUCGCCGGAGCCGAACGCCGGACCUUCUUCGGAGAAGACCGCCGAAGAGAUCAACCUGCAGUGGACGCCCCCAUCUCAACGCAAGAGGCGGCAAGACAGGUCCGGCAUCGAGUACAUUCGGAAGCGGUUCCUGUGGGACGUCGAGAUGCGCCAGAAGGAGCUCGCCCUGGAAGCCCGGCGCCUGGCACUGGACGCCCGGAGGCUCGAGCUGGAGGAGAAGCGAUUCAAGUUCGAAGAGCGCAGACUCGCCGACGAGAUCCAGCUUCGGGCCCAGGAGAGGCGAGAGCGCGAAGAAGAGAAGCACACCCGACUCGAACAGAUGCGCCUGCUGCUCGAGCAGCAGGAGAUCAACAUACAGCUCUUAAUUAAAGAAACCAACAAGUGACUA